AUGGCAUGGGAAGUCUCCCUCUUAUGGCUGUCUGUGCUGAUAUCUGUGGCUGAACAAACACCCUCCUACUUAAUCAGCGCCCCCAACAUCAUUCACAUCGGGGUGAAGGAGAGCGUCGCCAUUCAGCUGGAUGGAGCAGAAAGUCCCGUCAAGUUCAAAGUUUAUUUAUUCGAUGUGACGAGCUCCAGAAAGCUUUCCAAGGAUGUUGAUUUUGAGCUAACGGCAGGAAAUGGUUUCCGUCAGAUCAAAGACGUUGUCGCUUCCGCUGAUCUCAUGAAGGAGGUGAACAUUAUGAAACGUAAAGACAAAUACAUUUCUCUUGCUGCUGAAUGCCCACAACUCUUUACAGGAAGGAGAAUGGUUCCAAUCCUACUUUCAACAAAAAAGGGUUACAUAUUCAUUCAGACUGACAAGCCAAUAUACACGCCCGGUGAAAAUGUGCGUUACAGAAUCUUUACUCUGGAUCAAUAUAUGAGACCAGUGAGCGAGACGAUUAAAAUAACUACAUAUAAUUCCAGAAAUGUGCAGUUUCCCAGCAAGAUCAUGCGGUCGGGAGAAGUGUUCAGUCGCCACAUAAAAAUCCCGGAUAUCGCCGAGCCGGGCAUUUGGAGGAUUGAGGCUCAAUUUGAGGGUUCACCAAUGUCCAAGGAAUCCGCACAAUUUGAGAUCAAGGAAUUCGUCCUCCCCAGUUUCAAAGUCGAGAUUGAGUGCCAGGAAAAAUAUUACCUCAUAACGAAGGACGAAUUCAAGUGCAAACUUUCGGCAGACUACACAUUUGGAAAACCUGUGGAAGGAAUGGCUUAUGUGAGAUUCGGGACUAUUGAUGAAACAGACAAGACUGAAUAUCUUCGGGGACUGGAACAAACAGAACAGGUCAAGCAUGGAGAAGCAGAGAUUUCCCUAACAACGGCAAAUCUCCUGGAAAGAAUCAAACCUUUGCAAAUGAAGGAUCUUGUGGGUCACAAUAUGUAUUUGGCGGUCACGGUUUUUGAAACAUCCAGUGGAGAAAUGGAAGAAGUCGAAAUCAAAAACAUCAAGUUUGUUUCCUCGCCUUAUGCAAUCGAUUUAUCAAAGACCAGCGGUUACUUCGUCCCAAAAGUUCCAUUCACUGUGCUGGCACAGGUAACAUAUCCUGAUGGGUCUCCUGCCUCAGGCGUACCUGUGAAAUUGGAAGGAAAACAACCACAAAAUACAGAGGAGAAUGGCCAGGUCAUGUUAUUAAUGCAGACUCCUGCGGAUACUGACACCUUUGAAAUUAAGGUGACAGCUGGGAACGAUGCACAAAUAACGGAAGCCAAGAAAACUGUGAGAAUCUAUCAAUCCAACAGCAAGAGCUACCUCCACGUCAAUGUGCCACACAAUGUAUUAGAACCAGAUAGCUCAUUCUCUGCAGAUCUAGCAGCGGUCACUUCAAUAGGUAGUGAAAAUGUCAAGUAUUACUACUACAUGAUCAUUAGCAAAGGCACCAUUCUUAAAAUGGAUAGAAUUCAGAAAACGGAAUUCACAAAACUUAGCUUUCCACUGAGUAUCAACAUGGUCCCCGCGUUCCGGCUGGUCAUCUACUAUUACAUCAAUGUCGGUGGCAAAACAGAGAGGGUGGCAAAUUCCGCCUGGAUCGAUGUUAAGGAUGUCUGUGAAGGCAAGAUUACAAUAAAAGGUAUGACCAAGGAGUAUUAUAGCCCGGGAGGAACAGCUAACCUGUUGGUCGAGACUGAAGACAAUGGAAACGUUUACCUUGCCAUUGUUGACACCGCAAUCUACAUCCUCAACAACAAGAAUAAGCUUACAGCAAAGAAAAUCUUUGAAGAGAUGAAUUCCUACGACCUUGGCUGCACAUUUGGAAGUGGUGCUGACAGCAAACAUGUUUUCAAGGAUGCUGGGCUGGCUUUUAUUUCCAAUGUGGACACUGCAGACUAUCGAGAUGGAUAUUCCUGCAAAACGGGUGGCAGUAGGAUGAAAAGAUCGUUGGACAUUCAAGCACAGUACGUGGGAAAAGUAAGCCACUAUACCAACAGCAGCCUAAGGAAGUGCUGCACGGAUGGGAUGACUGAAAUUCCCAUGAAAACUGCCUGCGGAGAACGAGCAAAACGCAUCGAAGAGGAAGAAUGCAGGAAGGCGUUUCUCACCUGCUGCGACUUUGCUGUGGAACUGAGGAAGAACCAGUCACAGAAGGUGGACCUGGUGGGAAGGACGGCGGGAGAUUAUGAAGAUGACUUCUUUGAUGAGUCCAGUGUCCGUAUUCGGAGCAACUUCCCGCACACCUGGCAAUGGAGAACCUAUUCCGGUUUGAGGAAAGGAGGGAAUAAGUUAGUCCUCAACCUUCCAGAUUCCAUAACAACUUGGGAAAUUCAGGCGGUUGGCAUGUUUAGGAACAAAGGUUUUUGUGUUGCGGAGCCAAAGAAAAUGAAAGUCUUCCGGCCAUUCUUCAUAUAUUUGAGGCUCCCGUAUUCAGUCAAAAGAAAUGAACAAUUGGAAGUGAGAGCAAUAUUGUACAAUUACCUUGCUGAGGAAAUUGAGAUCAAGAUAUACAUGAAGCCUGUGGAUUCCCUUUGCAGUCCUGCCACAGGCGAGAAAAAUGCAAGAACUGUCACCGUUCAAGCGAACUCGGCCUAUCCUAUCUACUUCUCUGUUGUCCCACUAGCCAUUGGUACCAUUCCAAUUUCUGUGGUGGCAUACAGCAACGGAGGAAUGAUAAGUGACGCCAUUACAAAGAACCUCAAAGUAGUGGGAGAAGGGGUGAUGAAAACAGAAGAAAGCAGCAUUGCUAUUAAUCCAAAUGGGAGGAGUGCCUUUGAUAUCUUUGAAGAAAUACCUUCCAACAUGGUUCCAGACACCAAUUCCUACCUUUACAUUCGUGCCAGAGGUGAAAUGAUGGGGGAGUCAGUGGAGAACUGUUUAACGCCAGAGGGAAUCGACCUGCUCAUCCGACAGCCCAAGGGCUGCGCUGAGCAAACAUCAAUGUACAUGUCACCGACUGUCUUUGCUGUUAGAUAUCUAGACAAAAGCGAGCAGUGGCUCAACCUGAAAGCUGAAAGGAAAGAUGAAGCCAUUCAACAUAUCGAAGCAGGGUACAAUAGAAUACUGGAGUUCAAAAAGUCAGAUGGUUCCUAUGGAGCGUGGCUACAUCGGCCCAGUAGUACAUGGCUAACAGCGUUUGUGGUGAAGAUACUCUCGAUUGUUCGGACUCAGAUUCAGAUCAACGAAGAGCACAUUCAACAAUCCGCCCUGUAUUUGGUCAAAGGUCAGAGGGCAACCGGACACUUUGUUGAUCCCAGACCAGUGAUUCACAGAGAAAUGCAGGGUGGAAUUGGUGGCGCCGAAAGCAAAAUUGCCUUGACGGCCUUCAUUACCAUAGCACUGCAACAUUCCCUGCCGUCCUUUCUGCCAGAGUCUGAAAAGGAGCAGCAAGUGAAAAACAGCAUUCAGUUGGCUUUUAACUACCUCUCAAAUGAACUUGACACUAUCCAGCGACCCUACGUAUUGGCCAUUACCGCGUAUGCUCUUGCCCUGGUGAAUGUUGAAAGUUCGGAGGCUGUUCUUGCAAAUGACAAACUGAGAAAAAUUGUAACUUACGAUAAAGAAAAUGGAACCCGUCACUGGAAGGCUGACGAGAAAAUGUUGUACAUUGGGGAACAACAACUGGGCAAGGUGCCCCGGGCCUCAGCUAUAACUGUGGAGGCCACCUCAUAUGCGUUGCUGCUGGCCUUACUCAUGGAAGACCUCCACUACGCAGACACCAUUGCAAAAUGGCUGACGGAACAGCGGAACUACAAUGGUGGAUUCCGCUCCACUCAGGACACAGUGUUAGCCCUGGAAGCUCUGGCAGAAUACAGCAUUGCGAGCUAUCAAGAAGAUGAAGUAGAUAUUACAUUCACAUUCAGCAGCCCUAGCAGGAGCGGUUCAGAGAAAGUUGCAGUAAAGGGGAAAAAUGCUCUGGUUCAGGAGCAACUGAAGUUCCCCCUGGGAGAAUGCAUUAACGUGCAGCUGUCGGGCAGAGGGAAUGGAACACUCACUUUCCUGAAAACAUACCAACUGCUGGAGGAACCUAAGGACACCUGCAAUUAUUUCAAACUUGAGGUCACGGUUCAGGGCAAAGUGGAAUAUAAAGGAGACUCCGAUUACCCUGACUAUGGAGAUUAUGGCGAGUUGGCAGCAGACCAGCCCAUGGACAAGAUUAGAUGGUUUGAUCUGCGUUCCCGGAGAAAGAGGGAUGUUCCAGCUAAUGAUGCAGCCACGAUCCUUUAUUACGAAGUCUGUGCUUGGUCAGUGUCACCAACCGCGACGGAAAUCAAUGCUGAUUUGCAUGACCCAGAUGUUGACAAUGAACAGAAGGCCUCUGGAAUGGCGAUCGUGGACAUCUCACUGCUCAGUGGCUUUGAGCCAGAAAACGCAGAUUUGGAUAAGCUGAAAAACCUCGCUGACAGGUACAUCGAUUCGUAUGAGUUCAAAGAUGGGAGGAUGCUCCUCUAUCUAAGCACGGUCACAAAACACAAAGAAUGUUUUGUAUUCGGUGCUAAGCAGAUUAUUCCCAUUGGAUUGAUACAACCAGCGAGUGCGACACUUUACGAUUAUUACAACCCAAGUAUUAAAUGCUCCAUAUUUUAUAAUGCUCCCGAACAAAGCACCGUCGUCUCAAAGCUCUGUCAGCAUGACGUUUGUGAAUGUGCUGAAGGUAACUGCCCUCGACUGAAGAGAACAUUUACCUCGGAUGUGGACGAUGACAAACGCAUCGAUUUUGCCUGCUACACCCCAAUUGUCGAAUACGCCUAUAUAGUCCAGGUGAUCGACGUAAACACGCAAGGAAGUUUCAUCGUCUACACUGUUUCUAUUACAAGACCCAUCAAACGUUCAAAGGAUGAGAACAUCAUGGAGAAUGACAUCCGGCACGUACUGAAGCGGAAAUCAUGCUCAAUUGAGCUGCAGGUCAGGAAGUCCUACCUUUUGAUGGGGAAGGAUGGCAAGACCACGGAUCUCAGCAGGAAUAUACAGUAUAUUCUUGACUCGGACUCUUGGAUUGAAGCGAUUCCUUCUGCUGAAAGAUGCCGGGGCUCGAAUUUCAGGAAAAGCUGCGAAGAUCUGUACAAGUUCAUUGAAACCCUUCAAAUCGAAGGCUGUCAAAUGUAAUGACAUCUGGACAUUUCGUCGCUCAUCCCUUGAGCUGCUUCCUCACUGCAAGGUGCAUGCUCUGUUCGAUAACCUGUCUGGCUACAAAAUCAUCGUUCAAUGGAGGAACGUUUAAUUGAUACACAUCUCUCAAUUGCUUCAGCCUGUUCUUUGUCAUAAACCAUGAACCCGAA
This is a messenger RNA of Hemiscyllium ocellatum (epaulette shark), 5297 nucleotides long. RefSeq names its product complement C4-like. Gene Ontology annotation, biological process: complement activation. The transcript is spliced from 41 exons. Gene Ontology annotation, molecular function: endopeptidase inhibitor activity; protein binding. Gene Ontology annotation, cellular component: extracellular region. Lineage: Eukaryota; Metazoa; Chordata; Chondrichthyes; Orectolobiformes; Hemiscylliidae. The record is from RefSeq and is a predicted model, not a curated record. The coding region runs from base 1 to 5124 and encodes 1707 amino acids.